This is a messenger RNA of Linum tenue, 3760 nucleotides long. The record is from the annotation of a GenBank genome assembly. Lineage: Eukaryota; Viridiplantae; Streptophyta; Magnoliopsida; Malpighiales; Linaceae.
UUGGACGCGACCGCCAUUUUCAGAACUUCGCGAGUCUCUGCGCAUGUAACCGGCGCGCCACAGAGAACAAUCACCAUCAUCAUCAUCAAUCCCUUCUUCCCACUCUUCUCCUCCUCCUCCUCUCCCAUCAAUUCCUUGCGUUCAGCCACCGCAGGCUUCUUCCGAACAAACGACACAAUGGGGAACGUCGUCACCUCCUCGGCACCGCCACCGCCGAUGGUUCUCGUCCCUCCGCUCUUCGACUUCCCGCCUCUCGCCGCCCGCAACAGGAUGCUGGAGUCGUCGUACAACUUGUUGUUUGGGAAGCUGGCUUUGAAAUGCCUGUUCGAGGAUUAUUUCGAGGAAGCCAAGCAUUUCACCACCAUGAUCAUGCUGAAGCCAAUUGACGAUCCUCAUGUGGAUUUGAUUGCAACUGUUUCAGGGCCAUUGGACCACAAGCCUGAGGAGAAUGUGGACGGAAGUGCAUUUUUCCGCUGGCAAAGUGAUGUGCAUGAUCCUCAUACAUUCAUGGACAUCUAUGCAUCAAACUCUGAUCCUAUUCUACGACUGAGAUCAUGUGCUUUCUAUCCGAGAUUUGGAGUGGGAGCGUUCGGUAUAUUGCCCUUAUUAUUGAGGAGGAGAGUUUCUUCUGAAGAUUAUGGAGUCAUGGGACUGAGAUAUGGCUCCGAGUGCUUAUCAAUUGGAGCCACCGUGUUGCCUUUUGCUCUGCAAGAGGAGUUGCCAAAGAAUGCAUGGUUAGUAAGCAAGAUCGGAAGGUUGUCUCUUGGAGUACAGUAUGAGCCUCAGUUUGGUAGUGUGAAUGGUGCCAAGUACAAGAAUCCCAAGAACUGGAGUGCCGCACUUGGAUAUGGAGUAGGAUCAGCGAGCCCCAUAAGUCCUUCCUUUAAUUUUGGUCUUGAACUUGCUCAAAGUUCCCAGUUUAUUGCCUCGUUCUAUCAACAUGUGGUGGUUCAGAGACGUGUGAAGAAUCCAUUUGAAGGAAAUGAAGUAGUUGGAAUCACAAAUUAUAUCGACUUCGGAUUCGAGUUGAAGACAAGGAUCGAUGAGGCGAAAGUGUCGAAAGAUCUACAAGACUCCACCUUCAAUGUCGCUGCAUCCUGGCAGGCCAAUAAGAAUUUCCUUCUUAAGGCAAAGAUUGGUCCCUUGGCCUCAUCUGUUGCAUUGGCAUUCAAAUCAUGGUGGAAACCUUCAUUUACCUUCAACAUUACAGCUACCAGAGAUCGAAUGACUGGGAAAACAGGAUACGGUUUUGGCAUCCGUGUGGAAAACCUCCGAGAAGCCAGCUACCAACGAGCGGAUCCAAAUUUCGUAAUGCUGACACCAAGCAAAGAGCACUUAGCAGAAGGCAUCCUUAAGAACGGAAAUCGACCCAUGUUGCAAGCUGAUGUCAACUCUGGUAACUACGAGGGCCUGCCCAGAGAAAUGAGACCUUAUGGCAAGAUUCUAUAGAGAGAUAGAGAGAAAGAUCUUCCCCACCCCACCUCCCUUUUCUUUUUUUCUCAUGAAGUUGUGUAGAACUUCGUUUCCCUCUUCCUUUUCCUUUCCUGAAUUAGGUAGCAUUCGAGUUAGAAAACCCUAAAGAGUAACACUUGACAUCGUUGGAUUACCACUCUCUCGCAUCUUCAGAGGCUAAAAUUUUGAAAAUAAUGGCUUUACGUGAUUCGAACAGCUAAUUUGACGACUUCAGUUUGCGCUGCUACAUUAGAAUACCGUAUUUUUAGAACAUUUUUCUAGAAAUGAAUACAAAAAUGUGUAUUUUGAUUUUUGACUGUUAAGUUUUGACAGUGACACAGUACAGUUAGUAGAACUGGACUGGAGCCUUCUCUCGCUCGCUCACCACAGAAACUCUUCGCAAAGAGACAACAAGCAAACGCAAGCAGGCUGAGCUCGAACCGAAAAGCAAGACUAAUUAACAGAAGAGAAAAGUCCUCCGUAGUCCAGGAGGAUACAGAUGGCGGCCUCUUCUUCUUCAUCAUCGUCAUUCCUAACUUCCACCUUCUUCCCUCGCUCUCCAACCACCUCCUUCCUCCUCCAACCGCGCUCCCUUCCUUCCCUUCUUCCUCUUUCCAAAUCGUCUUCUCUCCGUGGCGACCGGACGAGCUUCUCCGCUCCUCCUCGCGCCGUCCUUUCUUUCCUCCGCCGGACUUCCGUCAGCACUCUUCCUUCUCCCUCCGCAAUUGAUCCUUCGCGGAAAUGCGCCGACGACACGACAGACUCGUCGUCUUCUUUUCUCGAUGCGAUUCUUGUAGUGUGCGCCUCCGUGGCGCUGUCGUUGUCGCUGUUCCUGGCCGAUGUCGACUCCGCCGCUGCGUUCGUCGUCACCACUCCCCGGAAGUUGCAGGCGGAUGAGCUCGCUACUGUUCGCCUCUUCCAGGAGAACACUCCUUCCGUUGUCUACAUCACCAAUUUGGCUGUCAAGCAAGAUGCUUUCACUCUGGACGUAUUGGAGGUGCCGCAGGGAUCAGGAUCGGGGUUCGUUUGGGACAAAAAUGGUCACAUUGUCACCAAUUAUCACGUCAUUCGCGGCGCUUCCGAUCUCAAAGUGACUCUAGCUGACCAGACAUCUUAUGAUGCAAAGGUCGUUGGAUUUGAUCAAGAUAAGGAUGUUGCGGUGUUGAGUGUCGAAGCGCCGCUUGACAAAUUGAGACCCAUUCCUGUUGGUGUUUCUGCUGACUUACUUGUUGGUCAGAAGGUCUAUGCUAUUGGUAACCCUUUUGGGCUUGACCAUACUCUGACUACCGGUGUCAUCAGUGGACUCCGUAGAGAAAUAAGCUCUGCUGCUACAGGCCGUCCAAUUCAGGAUGUUAUCCAGACAGAUGCAGCCAUUAAUCCAGGGAAUAGUGGAGGCCCGCUUCUCGAUAGUGCAGGAAACUUGAUUGGGAUAAACACAGCCAUCUAUUCACCAUCCGGCGCAUCCUCUGGUGUCGGGUUUUCAAUUCCAGUUGACACUGUGAAUGGCAUAGUUGAUCAGAUAGUAAAGUUCGGCAAAGUCACCAGACCGAUAUUAGGAAUUAAGUUUGCACCUGAUCAGUCAGUGGAACAGUUGGGCGUUAGUGGGGUGCUUGUCUUAGAUGCUCCUGCAAGUGGCCCAGCAGGCAAAGCUGGCCUGCUACCAACUAAACGUGAUGCAUACGGUAGACUCAUAUUGGGCGACAUCAUAACAUCCCUGAACGGGAAGAAGGUCGCGAAUGGAAGUGAUUUGUACAGAAUUCUUGAUCAAUGUAAAGUGGGCGAGACGGUGACGAUAGAGGUGCUCCGUGGGGAUCACAAGGAGAAGAUACCCGUAAUUCUUGAACCAAAGCCGGACGAGUCGUAGAUGGGUUUGGCUGAAAGCGGUCAGUUCUUCAGCUCUCUGGUUGUUUAGGCUAUAGACAGCCCUUCUGCCAUGCAAUGCAAUUGUUUCACUGAAUUUGAGCUGGAGGGGCUUUGUUGUUGUACAUAUUCUGUAUCCGUCACUGGCUUAACUAUCAAGUAUCAAUUUCUGCCUACAAUUAUUACAGUGAUGCUAACUUCAAUACAGUCUCGAGCUUGCCUUUUCAGAAAUUCCAUAAUUGGGAUUUGGAAUGCUUGCUCUUGACUUGUGGUAUCGUCGUGAGAAUACUGUUCAUAUCGGUCAUGAAUAAACAAACCGGGCUAUAUCUGUGUUCGUGAUUGAGUUUUGGAUUCGAGAUGCGUACAGUGAGAGUUCCCUUGACAUUUGGACAUGAGAUUUGAGAUGCUUUCAAUGGUUAGAGUUGUUGAAUCUGGUUGUCGUGUGCCC